AUGGAGGAGGUUUCCAAUGUGAAAUCUGAACUAAGUCCAAGAAGUCAUAGAUUGCUCAUGCUGGAUACUGAUUCUGUUGUAACUACUAAAUCUGUUAAAAGGCGGCGAAGAGAAUCAUCGGUAUUAGGUGGCAAUGAACAACAAGGCGAUGUAUCAGAAAUACAGCAGCCAGUGAGUGGUCAAUCCACUGCAACCACUGUGAAGAGAAGUUCAAGGUUUAGGGGUGUUAGCAGGCAUAGGUGGACUGGAAGGUAUGAAGCUCAUUUAUGGGAUAAAGGGACAUGGAAUCCUACUCAAAAGAAAAAGGGAAAGCAAGUAUAUUUGGGUGCUUAUAACGAUGAAGAAGCUGCCGCUAGAGCUUAUGAUUUGGCUGCACUCAAAUACUGGGGAACAUCGACGUUUACAAAUUUCCCUGUACCUGACUACGAGAAAGAAAUUGAGAUUAUGAUAAAUAUGACUAAAGAAGAGUAUCUUGCUUCAUUGAGAAGGAGGAGUAGUGGAUUUUCUAGAGGUGUAUCAAAAUAUAGAGGAGUAGCAAGGCACCAUCACAAUGGAAGAUGGGAAGCAAGGAUUGGAAGAGUGUUCGGCAACAAGUACCUCUACCUCGGGACUUAUGGUACACAAGAAGAGGCGGCUCGUGCAUACGAUAUCGCAGCAAUUGAAUACCGAGGCAUAAACGCAGUUACAAACUUUGACUUGAGCACCUACAUAAGAUGGUUAAGGCCAGGACCUAAUCCUACAACUUCUCAAGAACAAAAAUCAAACACCGAACCUCAACCCUUCGCCGCCACUAAUUUUAUUCAAACAAGAGGAAACAUGGAUGCAUCAAACUCCACAAUCAAUCCAAAAAAGCUCUUGCAAGUUGAAAAUACAAAGCAGAAAGAGUCUUUCAACUCUUUGAUGACCCCUUUAAGUCCUUGCAGCAAACCAGAUUCACCAACAGCAUUAGGACUUCUACUAAAAUCCUCGAUGUUUAGAGAACUAAUGCAGAGAAAUCUAAAUUCAUCUAAUGAAGACGAAGAAAUUGAAUUGAAAUACCCUCAAGAAGGGAUUGCAGGGGUUUUUGACAUUGACAACAACAGUAACACUUACUUGUGCUCUUCUAAUAUAAGCAGAUUACCUAACUUGGUAUCAUCGGAAGAGAGGCCGUUGCCUAUGUAUCAUGGAACUAUGCAAUCCCUAUGGAAUGGCCCUUCCAACAUUUCUAACUGA
This is a messenger RNA of Medicago truncatula (barrel medic), 1212 nucleotides long. RefSeq names its product AP2-like ethylene-responsive transcription factor At1g16060. Gene Ontology annotation, biological process: regulation of DNA-templated transcription. NCBI's taxonomy places the organism in Eukaryota, Viridiplantae, Streptophyta, Magnoliopsida, Fabales, Fabaceae. The coding region runs from base 1 to 1212 and encodes 403 amino acids. The transcript is spliced from 8 exons. Gene Ontology annotation, molecular function: DNA-binding transcription factor activity; DNA binding. The record is from RefSeq and is a predicted model, not a curated record.